Plectropomus leopardus (leopard coralgrouper) is the source of this 3301-nucleotide messenger RNA. RefSeq names its product ribonucleoprotein, PTB-binding 2 (gene raver2). Lineage: Eukaryota; Metazoa; Chordata; Actinopteri; Perciformes; Serranidae. Gene Ontology annotation, cellular component: nucleus. Gene Ontology annotation, molecular function: mRNA binding. The record is from RefSeq and is a predicted model, not a curated record.
ACAUCCAGGAGACACGACUAUCACCGGCGGCGCGUUUCUGCCCACUUAAUGAUUCUACCCAAGAUGGCGGCAGCCUCAUCCAUCCAGCCGCCGAGCCUUCACUCUUCUCUAGCCGGGGAGAGCGCACUUUCCCCGGAGAUGGACAGUCCCGAGAGCCGACAGCAGGAGGAUGAGGAGCCGGCGGCCGCGCAGCCCUCCGACUCGGAGAUUAGCCUCCGCGACCUGCCGGACCUGGAGCCGGAGGAGAUCGAGAGGAGGCUGGCCAAAACUCGCCAGGAGCUGAGCAACAGGAGGAAAAUCCUCAUCAAGAACCUGCCGCCCGACACCACCAACCAGGAAGUCCAUGAGAUUCUGAAAGAAUAUGAACUGAAGUACUGCUUUGUGGACCGCAACAAAGGCACAGCCUUUGUGACUUUGCUGAACGGGGACCAGGCUCAGGAUGCCAUCCGCUCCCUCCAUCACAGCACUGUCCGGGGACGCCUGAUCAACGUCACGCUGCAGCCCACAGACUCCCUGCUCUGCCUCACCAACCUGCCCCACACCUUCACUGCCCAGCAGUUUGAGGAACUGGUGCGCGCCUACGGGAACAUCGAGCGCUCCUUCCUGGUUUACAGCGAGCUGACGGGACACUCCAAAGGCUAUGGGUUUGUUGAAUAUAUGAAGAAGGAUUCAGCAUCACGGGCCCGUUCUGAGCUGCUGGGCCGACCUCUGGAGGAUCGCUCAUUGAUGGUGCAGUGGAUGGACGUCAACCAGCUGAGCCAAGAGGAGAACCUACACUCCAAGUGUCUGUGUAUAAACCGGCUGCCACUGGACCUCUGUGACUCUGAAGAACUGACGCAGCUCUUCUCUGAAACAUACAAGCCUGUCUUCUGCCAGCUUGCUCAGGAUGAGGGCAGCCCAGUCCGAGGCUUCGGCGUGGUGGAGUAUGAGAGUGCAGAGCAGGCGGAGGCUGUGCUGAUAGAGAUGGACCGAACACUGGUGGGAGGACAGGAGGUCCGUCUCUCACUCUGUACCCCCGGCACCUCAGGGAGAAGCACCCUGGCUGCACUUAUCGCCGCCCAGGGUAUGAUUCUGAGUAAUAGGAAAGGUCUGCUGCCAGAACCCAACAUAGCCCAGCUGUUGACCAGUAUGACCAACCCUGCUGCCCUGCAGAUCCUCAUGAGGCCGUACCACACUGGGAAAAGAGGAGGAAAGUACGGACGUCACACCAGCCUGCCGUUCCUCAGACCUCCUCUCACCACAGCUCUGCUUACACUGGGAAAAGCACACCAGAGCGCUAUGCUUGGUAAUGGACUGGUCCUCCAGAACCUCUUGCAUAUGCAGCUCGCACAGCAACAGCUUCUUCACAUCAAAGACAAACGCAUCAGCAGCGUCUCCAGUCUGCUUGGAGACCCGUCCAGGCUGCUGAUGCAGAAAGCUUUGUCUUUGCGGCCUCCAGGCCUUGUGCCGCUGGGGAAAGGCCUCCUGGGAGACUCCCCUACAGAGUUGGGCCAGGAAUCAGUGCCAUCGUCUACCCACAAUUCCACGGUAGUGGUAUCGGCAGCCGGUGUGAUGCCAUACCUCCAGGGUCGAGCUGGAGGGGGAGAGCAAAACAGCACCCAUUCUAUCUCCACAAACCCUUCUGCUUCCUCCUCUUCCUCUUCCUCCUCCACCUCCUGUGACAGGCAGCCAGCUCCUCCUGGGACCAUGGUGAGCUCCCAUCCGCAGGGACAGAGCUAUUCUUUGGGUAUAAGUAACUCAGGCCUCGGCCCGCCUCCACCUAAACCCCCUGGAGGAGUUUAUACGUCAACAGGCCAGCACAACAGCUCAGAUGGCUGCCCCCUGGCGAGCAUGGUAACUGGUGGUCAGGGCUCUCUGUUGGGCGAUCCUCCUAAAGAAGUCAGACUGCCCUCCAAUCCUUACCUGAACCUGGCCAGUGUAAUGCCAGGGGUGGUUCUGCAAGGGUCAGUGGGUAGUAAACCCCAAGGAGGACAGCCCGGCUCUGGGGUGUAUGGCAGCACGGUUGCUCCGGUUGUCUCCCAGGGUUCCGGAUCCUUCCCCCACAGCGCAGCAGCUACAACCACAGCCCCAUACAGCACUGAUACCUCCACCGACUACAGCCAGUACAACCAGGCCUACACACAGGAGGCCAUGCAGCAGUGGUACCAGCACUACCAGGCACAAGCUCACACCUACAGCACCGCUGCUCCACAGGACAGCACGGCCGCAGACUAUAGCAAGGAGCACACACAGGCUCCCCCUGUGUCGACCUACGGGGAUUACAGUUCCUACAUGCAGGCGGUCACUCAGUAUUAUUCCCAACCUGCAACAGCCAACCAGGCCUAUGCCAGCAAGGAGGUGGAUGUGUGUAAGCCUCUCGGAGUCUCUCUGCACGCAGUCAGUAACGGCGCUGCCCCUCCACCGGCCGUCCUACCAGCUGCUGCCGUGCUUCCAGCCUACAGUACCCUGCCUUUAAUGCCCGGCUUCCUCGGGGCGCCACACCCGGCGGCAGCCACGCCAAGCCCCGUCACGCACGCACACACUGCCGCUACUGACUGGAGCACCUACUACUAUAACCAGACGAGGGGCCACAAGAGAGAGUACCCUCAGCUGGCGGUGCAGGAGGUGACAUCAUCAGAUGGCGCCUACAUCGGGCAGCACUCCCAAGGCCUGGGAGGGCAGUACGCUGACUACUUUAAGAGGAAGAGGCUCUAGUAUGACCCAAACCACCUUAAAGCCUAAAGCUUAUGGAGGGAGGCGCACACACACACACAGCGUUUGCUGGAUGUCACAGCUCCCUCUAGUGGCCUUUCUGUGGCUGCCAUUUUGCAUCCCCACAGUAGGUAUUGAGUUUAUUAGAAUUUUGGGGUUGCAGAUGGCUCAAGUGAAAGCAAGCCAUAGUGCUCUUUGAUCCUGGCACUUACUUACACACCCACAUACACACAGACACAAACACGGUGUUGCUUUUGUCCUGUUCAAGCCUUAAACUCUUUAACUCUUAAACUGUUGUUUCUCAGUCAGUGUGUCAGCUGUACUCAACUAAUAUUAUCUUGUACAUUUUUUCUAAUAUAACACAAACUAAAGUAAACGGUAUCUGUAUGUAUAAGCUGCUUUUGUAUCUGCAGCCAGGCGAUCUGUCUGCUGAAACUGUCUUAGGACUGGUCUUACAGUCAAGGCGUCUCCCUCUGUCUCCUUUCAAACUUGCGCUUUGAUUAGUCAGUCAAACUGACAUCUGUCUGUUCCCGCUUCAGAGUCUUUUCUCUUUUCCUCGUAUUGCCCAGGUUUCCUCUUUUAUAUCUCCCAAUGCGGAGUGUGUGUGUGU